Messenger RNA from Hemibagrus wyckioides, 3220 nucleotides. RefSeq names its product centrobin, centrosomal BRCA2 interacting protein (gene cntrob). Gene Ontology annotation, biological process: mitotic cytokinetic process; centriole replication; regulation of cilium assembly. Bases 140 to 3109 code for a protein of 989 amino acids. The transcript is spliced from 21 exons. The record is from RefSeq and is a predicted model, not a curated record. Gene Ontology annotation, cellular component: centriole; centrosome. NCBI's taxonomy places the organism in Eukaryota, Metazoa, Chordata, Actinopteri, Siluriformes, Bagridae.
GCGUCGCUGGCUGAUGACGUCAUCGCUCGGUUGCCAUGGCGCAUUAGCCCUGACAAUUUUUCACAAGAACAGCUUCUGCUUGUUUAUAACUGCAGAAGUGUGAGAAUACAGCGUUGCUUUCAUCUCCGCUAAGGGUGAGAUGGACAGAACAGCAGCAGAUGUGCUGAGUGGUGUGGAGUCGUUAGCCUCCUCCUUUCUUCCUCCAGCUGUCUCUCUCCCUUCCUGUCUGUCUCUCCCGGUCUCCUGCUCCUCCUCUCCUCUCUCGUCCUCUCGUCAGGUCACUGCUCGUCUCUAUUCCUCUCUUCAGCACAGCCAAGAGCAGGAGAUCAGAGGUCACCAGGCUGACUCUCACGCGACCAGACAGGUGUCCUUUAACGUGACUUCUCCUUUGGUUACCAUGACAACAUCUGCACCCUCUGUGCACUCUGAUAGGCUGAAUGAGUCACAGGAAGUAGAGUCUGGUCUCAGUGCGUGCUCCUUCAGUGAUCUCAAAAUCUCUGGCAUGGAAGAGGAGGAGUCAGGAGGUAGAAUCACUGAAGAGAUGGACUUGAACCCACAGAGCAGCAUUAAACUCUUGAGCGGUCGGCGGCACAUUGAAGAGAUGGAGAACGUAAGGAGUCAUUUACAGACAAUUCUGAGAGCCAGAGCUACUGACACAUCUGAACUCCUUCCCUCUGCGUUACAGCACCUUCAAGAUGAGAGUGAUACGACUUCUCAGCUCAUCAGUGGUGUAGAGGAGUUGUUCCCGCGGUAUUCCCGACUCCGUGCAGAUUUUGACUCCGCCCCUUUCCACUCUGUCUCUGAGCUGCAGCUGAUCAGAGAGAGUCUGGAGAGAGAAAGAGCAAGACGCAAGCACUUGGAGCAGCAGCUCUUGGCAGUACAAAAUAAAGCUUUAGGGUUGCAGCAGCAAUUAUCACUCGCUGUGUCCGCAGAUCGUAAGAAGGACAUCAUGAUCGAGCAACUUGAUAAGACGUUGGAGAAGGUGGUGGAAGGCUGGCGUCGGCAUGAAAAAGAGAAGAGUGAGGGAGUGAGAAGACUGCAGGAGGAGAAAGAGGCAGCAGAGAGCACCCAGCAAAAACAAAGAGAGGCUUUGGCUUGCGUUGAGAAGAGUUUGUCAGAGGCAGCAGAGACACUGGACAAAGAACGGAAACACAACGAAGAGCUACAAAACACAAACAAACAGCUGGAGUGUGACAAGGUGGAGCUACAUGUGUGUGUAGGUGAGCUGGAGCAGGAGGUGGAGCAUCUGCGUGCUGAGGUGGAGGAGAAGAAGGCUGAGACAGAGAGACUCCAAACACAGAGCCAGGAUCUACAACAACAGCUGGAACAACACAAACUCGAAGCCAAACACACACACACGCACAUGCAGCAGGAGCUGACACUGCUCACACAACAGCUGGAAACAGAGAGGGAGAGAGUGGGUCAGGAGGUGCAGCUGCGUGAGGAGGCCCAGUCCAGACUUCAGCAGCUGCAGCAGGACCUGGAGGAGACUAGGAGAGAGAGAGACGCAACCAGAGUGGACAGAGCACUGGACCAGGCUCGGUUUGAGGCUCAGCGCUCACAGUGGGAGGUAGAGCUCAGACUCUCUGUGGAGCAGCAAGUCACAGAACGACUGGCAACCAUACAGGAGGAGAAUACUAAUGCUACAGCUAAACUACGGGAACAGCACAGGAAGCAGCUGCUGGAUCUGAGUGCUCGCCAUGAGCGAGAGCUCUCUGUUCAGUCAGAUGAGUUCAGAGCUCAGCUGAAGGGGAGAGAUUGCAGACAGCACCAGCUCACACUCGACUUCAGCAACAAGAUGGCAGAACUUCAAAAGGAGCUGGUUUCCAUGGAGACUAGUAAGAGGAGGCUGGAGACACAGAGGGAGGAGCUCGUGGCUCGCCUGCAGGGAAUGAUGCGCUCCCAUUGGGCAGAGGCUCUGAGACUGCUGACGAAUCAGGAGCAGAUUGAAGAGCUGUUGUCUCCCUCGUCUCUGCGGGAAAUGACCAAACCACACUCAAUGCCUCAAACUCAGGACAUCAGCAUCUGCAGCACAUCUCACUCAGCCACUACAGCUGCUCCUCAGGCUGUGGUCCUUCAGCUAUGCAGAGAUCGAGGGAUAAGGGGUCAGGGGGACAGUGGAGGGGACAGGGGACGAGUGGAGUCGGACUUCAGCCUGUUAAAUCAGAGCCACACCUUCAGUCCACUGGAGCCAGUGCUGGAUGACACACACCUUACAGCUAUAGGUGGAGGUGGUGGUUAUGAAGAUCUGUGGCACAGCCCUGUGGGAGGAGAGAGACAGACAGUGAACAGACGAAAUGAUCAAGGGAGGGAACAAACAGUGAGAGAGAGAGAAGAGACAACUCAGUCUGGAGAGAAUCUGACUCUGCUUUCAACACACAUCUCUCAGGAUCUGUACUGCGACGUGAAUCAGAGCAGGAUUCAGUCUAACCAGCGAAUCAACAGACAACCAUUUCCCAGCUCUAAUGUGACUCUGACUCAGACUCUGAAUCCAAGGCUCAAACCCAAUCAAGCACAUGCCUCUACUGAUGUAUGGGCCAAACAGAGCUCAGAUAAGAGGAUGGGGCAAGGUGAUGUGUCCAAGCAAAUGUACAGUAGUACAGAGAAAACAGCUCCACCUACAGAAGAUAAGAGCCUGUCAGUCAAAAUGAGAGCUCCUCCCCCAGUGACCAACGCGUCAUCUUUAUGUGAUGAGAGACAAAAUGAACUGCAUUACUACAUAGCAAAGCUGCUGGAGCGUUCUCCAGGUGAACCUCUGGAUGAACAUCAAGCAGACCUGAACAAGAACAGAGCAGAAACACAGUCAACUAACUCAGGUGUGAGCUCUCAGGUAGAGCUGAAGCCGGAGCAGUUCACUGACCUCCCACACCUGACCCUGCCUUCUACACACACUCCACAGCAACUGCAGCAACAUCCUGACAACUUGAUGAGGUCAGGGGAAAUGUUUGCUGACCAAGUCCGAGCCAAUCUGAAUGUCAGAAUAGCACAGAACAACAGAAGGGAGCAGCGUCAGUCCGCAACUCACUCCACACAAAUUACAGCCACACGAGGGCGCCGGGCUGGACCCCAAGGUCAAAGGUCAGGAUCUAAAGUCAACGCAUGGAGAUGAAGAACUUGUUGUUGACGUGUUUUAUAUGUCAGACAAUUGAGUUGAAUUGUGUUUUUUGUACUACUAAAUUAUUAGAAUGAAAUGUUUUAUUAAAAAGCCUUGUUUUAUAAA